Molecule: messenger RNA, 2044 nt
Organism: Hyaloscypha bicolor E
Lineage: Eukaryota; Fungi; Ascomycota; Leotiomycetes; Helotiales; Hyaloscyphaceae
Exons: 3
Coding region: 45-1949 (634 amino acids)
Source: RefSeq, a predicted model, not a curated record
CAACUCUCGAAUCCUAAUCACCAGUUGCCACAUUGAGCAACAUAAUGGCAUCACUCGCUGCGAACUCCUCGUCCUCGACCGCUACGACGACGACGACAACACCGGCUGCCAAUCCGCCGAGACCGAAUUCGGCUUCGACAACAUCCACCACAUCAGCCACCAAUUCCCUUGCGAAACCCUCUUCGAAGCAGUCUCAGAAGACGGCAUGGCGGAUCGUCAACAAGCUGCUGCCAUCGUCAGGAGCGAUACAAAUAUUCAUCGGUCUUGUGGGCUUGAUCCUCACGAUAUUGGGCAUACAAUGGGCAGUUCAGAGCUACAACAUGGCACGUUGGACGGAGCUCAAGGACUUCCGAGACGAUUGUCGUAGCGUUCAAGCUUCUGGGGGUCCUUUCUCGACAGCUUGCGAGAAUGCGCUGCGGAAGGCAUUGGAGCCUCCGCCUUAUGCACCAUCUUCCUACUUCAGUCGAAUGGGAAAGCGUGACUUCGAUGUGACUUGGGCGAGGGGAAAGGUAUACGAGGUGACGCUUAAGGUGGUGCGAGUUUCGAGGAUGGUAUGUCGAUGGCUAUUGCUUCGUGGGAAUGUCACGUUGUUGGCUGGAGUCCACUCACUCGAAAGUACAAAUGCCGUUACAGUGGUGCUCCAGGCCGUUCGCCAAGCCUGGAAUAGGGCUACCAUUGCUGCUGAGCAUGUUGGUCUCUCCAGGGAGAUUAUACAAAGUGCUUGUCAGCUGCUUCUUUCUAUAUGGGAUAGUGCUCGUAUCCUACAGGUAUUGAUUGCUUCAGCUUCUCAGCGGGAAAGGCAUCAGACGACCGAGUUUGCUCAUUGUGCGAAAGCCCUAUCCAAGGCUCUCUUACCAUGGUCAAGAGGUCUCUCAUUGUUUUUCAAUAACAACAACAUCCGCAAAUUUGCCUCUUUCUGCUUUCAUCCAUGGACUUUCGACAGCGUUCUCUUGCUCCUAUCAACCGUGCGGCGUUUCCGAUCCCACAAGGACAACGACUAUUACGCCCUUUUUAUUCUUAUUCUAUUAGUACAUCACUUAAUCCUUUGGCCGUUCUGGUGCAACAAUUGCCACGGUGCGUGGUGGAGAAUCAUCAGCUUAUUAUCUGACUCCACUUGUUGUGCUCUCAUCUUCAUACAACAAGACAAGAAUAAACGGAUGUCCUCUAAUGACGAUGUGUACUCUCACGCGAGAAAUAUCGCCAUGGCCAUGAUCGGAAUCGAACUCGGGUACGAUCUUCUCUUGCUCGUAAACGGGUUUCGUCGUUCGUUUGCCACAUUCGGUAUACUCUUUGCAACUGCCGUAUUCUUCGUCAUCUGCUUCCUUAUUAACCUUAAGCGUCGAGGAAUCGGAAAGAACAUCUAUGAUGUAUUGGAUGGUGUUAGUGUGAUGCUGCUUGCUCAUUUCGUUGAAACCUGCUUUAUUACAUAUUGUUCUAGUAUUUUGGGGAUGGGCUGGUCGUUGACAAGUCCUUGGCUCUUGACGUAUGGGAUGGUGGUUAGCACAGUUUUGUUUUGGAUUUCUUAUACGGUUGAUAUCUGGGCAAUGUUCACGUUUAGUGUUUUGAGAGUGUGUCCAUUGAAACUGAGGACUAGGAAAGCCUACAGGUCUGUUACGAGCAACCGCAGAAGCAGAAAAACAGCCAGUGGAAGUGCUAAUUCGAUUGAGGGAAAAAAAAAGGAGAACCAGGACCCCGGACAUAGUGAAUAUGUUGCAAAAGGAAAGAAAAAGAAGUACCCACGAAAGUUCGACGAUGGAGACAGGGUUUGCCUGAGGGUGGCGACCAUGGAGGCACCAGACUUGUCCGAUAUCGUGUUUAAUGUAAAGCAAGCCCGCUAUAAGCAGGUGAAGGAGGGUUGGGUGUACGAAGUACAAGAGCAAGAUAAAGAAGGAUUUUGGCAUGGUCGCACCAGAUGGAAAAAGGAGAAAGCCUUGAAACACGCUAAGUGAACGGGCGGAGGUGUGCUUGAUUAGAGGGCUAGUUGGUGAUAGACCUAAGGAUCCUUCAAAGAAGAAUCCUAUCUAUAUAAAUAUUUCAAUAACUC